Messenger RNA from Tachysurus vachellii, 2659 nucleotides. RefSeq names its product zinc finger protein Xfin-like. NCBI's taxonomy places the organism in Eukaryota, Metazoa, Chordata, Actinopteri, Siluriformes, Bagridae. The transcript is spliced from 5 exons. The coding region runs from base 97 to 1725 and encodes 542 amino acids. The record is from RefSeq and is a predicted model, not a curated record.
UCGGGUGUCAGCACGUGCACAUCUGUGGUCAGUGUUUGUUCUCUGUGCUCUGAUUGGUCAGAUUGGUGCGAAGGUCUCCGACAGGUUCCAGCAGACAUGAUGAUCUCUGUACAGUCUGUCGCUCUGAACACUGAUCUCUCCAUGAAGGACAUCGAGCUUCUCCACACUCGUAUUAAUGUGUUGAGGAAGGAGGUGUCAGAGUUACUCCAUAAAUUAUUAACACACAACCCACAAGCUGCGCUACAACACCAGGCAGCGUUUUGUCCUGGACUGAAGACUGAAGUGAAAUCAGAGAUUGACUCUGUUGUGAAACUGGAAUUCUGUUCAGCUUCUGAGUGUAAAACUGAACCACAUCACAGCCACCAUGAAGACCUGCACACACUCACACGGCCGGAGGACCACAUGGCUGUUUGUAAAAACGAACCUGACCCAGUGGAAAUUUCACACACUAUACACACACACACUGAUGAACACACACCACACACUUGUGAUAAUGCAUGUUCAGUGCAGCUGAUGGAUUGCAGAAAGUCAGACAUCAUUCACAACAAAGAACACAGUCUGAAGAAGGAACAACAUAAAGAUGAUGGGUGCAGAAUGAUGUCAGUGGAGCGUGUGCUGUGGUGCAAAGGUCUCCGACAGGUUCCAGCAGACAUGAUGAUCUCUGUACAGUCUGUCGCUCUGAACACUGAUCUCUCCAUGAAGGACAUCGAGCUUCUCCACACUCGUAUUAAUGUGUUGAGGAAGGAGGUGUCAGAGUUACUCCAUAAAUUAUUAACACACAACCCACAAGCUGCGCUACAACACCAGGCAGCGUUUUGUCCUGGACUGAAGACUGAAGUGAAAUCAGAGAUUGACUCUGUUGUGAAACUGGAAUUCUGUUCAGCUUCUGAGUGUAAAACUGAACCACAUCACAGCCACCAUGAAGACCUGCACACACUCACACGGCCGGAGGACCACAUGGCUGUUUGUAAAAAUGAACCUGACCCAGUGGAAAUUUCACACACUAUACACACACACACUGAUGAACACACACCACACCUUCGCGUUAAGGCUUGUUCAGUGCGGCUUGUGGAUUGCAGAACCUCAGACAUCACACACACUACUGAAGAACCCAGUCUGACGAAGCAAGGACAUGAAGAUGAUACCGAUGAUGAUUGUAGCAGUUAUGUUCCACCUAAAACCAGAGGAACAUCUAAGAAAACAGGAGUAUACGCAAUGGAACGCUCCAAAUCGAAGCUCCGCUGUGAGGAACCCUCUGAGAGGCCGUUCUGCUGCUCCAUCUGUGACAAGAGCUUCAACAUAGAGUUCAAUCUCCUCAAACACAUGAAGCUCCAUUCUGGAGAGAAACCGUUCCACUGCAGUCACUGUGGCAAAACCUUCACCCAGUUAUUCAACCUGACGUCUCACCUGAGGAUACACACUGGAGAAAAGCCUUUCCUGUGUAGCCAGUGUGGAAAAGGUUUCUCUCAAGCCUCCAAGCUAAAAACUCACCUGAGAAUCCACACGGGAGAAAAACCCUACUCCUGUCAGACCUGUGAGAAACGCUUCUCCGACUCAUCCACCCUUAAUAAGCACCAGAGAACACACACUGGAGAGAAACCGUACCGGUGUGUGACGUGUGGGAAGAGUUUUGGACAGUCAGCUCACCUCAUGAAGCAUCACCGCUCACAUAAUCGCAAAUCAUUUAAACGUUCUUCAGAUCCAGAUCCGGAUUAUAGAAAUUAAUUCCUCUUCGCUCUGAUCUUCAGCAUCAUCCAAGAUUUAAUGUCAUAAAAUUUUGAGUUUAAGCUUCCGGUUCUUAAACCGUUCCUACAAUGCCGUGCUGAUCAGAUGAUGUUAACAUCAUGUCUAUCUACAGGGUGUGAUCCAGCAGCGCUUUAGUCUUUUCUGCUCCUCAUUUGUACACUCAGCUUCCAGAGCUUUCAUGACUCCUUCAUCACCAAACGAGUAUCUGGAUCUGAGAUCUGGUCAUUAAUGUUACAUCCAUAUAGUGACAUUCCCACUUACACACCUUCCUUUAGUGCCGAAGGGUUUCUCCACUGUUCAGUGUAGAGCAGUGCUGAGGUGUGAUGUUCUCUCUGGACUGUUUAGUCAGCAUCAUCUCUGGGGCUCUGAUACAUCACACUUUACUUCCUUUUCAUUUUGUUGUUUUAACUGGUUUCUGUUCCUUGUUUUAUUUGGUCAGGUGAGAUGAUGAGAGUGUUUUACAAACCUAGUGAAGGACAGCAGACAUGAACACGGUCUAGUUCACACUAAUACACACACACACACACACACAAAUACAUACACACAGUAAUACUACUACACACACUAUACACUAAUACACACACAGUAAUACUAAUACACACUAUACACUAAUACAUACACACAGUAAUACUACUACACACACUAUACACUAAUACACACACACCAUUACAUACACACAGUAAUACUAAUACACACACUAUACACUAAUACACACACACACAGUAAUACUAAUACACACACUAUACACUAAUACACACACACACAGUAAUACUAAUACACACUAUACACUAAUACACACACACAGUAAUACUAAUACACACACUAUACACUAAUACAUACACACAGUAAUACUACUACACACACUAUACACUAAUACACACACACACAGUAAUACUAAUACACACACUAUACA